GGCAUCGUCGGACUGAACGUGAACUUUAGGAGUCACUCUGAAGAUGCCGCCGUCAUCGGGAGAGCUAUGGGGCUACCCCAUCAUGCCCAACACCAUAGUGGUGGACUGUCUACUCCCGACAGGCAUCAUUAUCCCCCUCACAUGUUCCAGAGACGCCACGUUGGAGAGCAUCAAGGAGGACCUCUGGGAGAAUGCUCAGAAGUACCCACUGUACAAAUAUUUGGGUGAGCCGUCAUCUUACAUAUUCAUGUCCAUCACCCGCGAAGGAGACAAGGAGGAAUUCUACGACGAAUACCGUCGGCUGUGCGACCUGCACCUCUUCCAACCCAUCCUGAAGGUCGUUGAGCCCAAGGGCAACACAGAAGAGAAGAAGCUCAACUCUGAAAUUCGCUUGGCGGUCGGAGGCUGCGCUCACGAGUUCGAUAACAUGAAGGACUCGGAAGUCAUCGACUUCCGACGGAACAUCUUGAGCGUGUGCAAAGACGCUGUCGACACGAGGAACACGGGAAGCGAAGAGUGUCGGGCCUCGUACGUCUACCCGCCUGAGAUUGAAAGCUCAGAAGAACUGCCAGCCAACUUGGAAAAGAAACUGGACAAAGGGCUGGUGAUGGUGUGUGUGUGGGGACUGUCGGACACUGGGGAGAAGCAGAAGCACACGCUCGAGGUGCACAAGGACACGGUGCCCGAGGCCGUGAUCCGCGAGGCCAUCCUCAAGAAGCUUAAGCGCUCGCGGCUGUCGCGCGAGGAGCAGGUCGCCCUGGCUCAGGAGCAUCAGCACAACUACCUGCUCAAAGUGUGCGGGGUCAACCAGUAUCUGCUCAAGUCAUACCCGCUGUGUCGAUACAAGUACAUUCGAACAUGCAUAGCCAAAGGAGAGAUACCGCAGCUAAUGCUGAUGCUGAAGGACGCUGUAUAUAAAGCCAUCCCGCCUUCAAAUUACAUCACCCCGUCAUAUGUUCGGCGCAACCCGUCCAUAUCAGCAACGCAACCCACUGUCUCCCUGUACAAAGUGGACGAGUCAUUCCGUGUGAAGAUCCUCGGAGCCUCGUACGUUAACGUCAAGGACGUUGACAAGAUAUACGUUCGUGUUGGCAUCUACCAUGGCACAGAGGCCCUGUGCCCCUUCCGAGACACCGAGCAUGUGUCCCACUCGAACCCGAAAUGGGAUGAACUGCUAGAAUUUCAGAUGUACAUUCCGGACAUUCCUCGCUCAGCGAGACUGUGUGUCUCUAUAUGUGCUGUUUCUCAGCGCAAGAAACGAGAGGAGCGCUGUGCCAUCGCGUGGGGCAACGUGAGCCUGUUCGACUACAAGAGCGUGCUGCUGAGUGGCCGGGUCAACCUGCACCUGUGGCCCGUGCCCAAGGGCAUGGACGAGCUGCUCAAUCCUCUGGGCAGCACGGGCUCCAACCCCAACCGUGAGGCUCCCUGCCUCGUCAUUGAGCUGGACCGCUUUUCGGGCCAGGUGGUCUUCCCCACCAUGGAACAGAUCGAGGAGUAUGCCUCCUUCGUCUCACCCCUAGAGUCCAUGGGAGAGGAGAGUCCAGAGAAUUGGACUGAAAACGACAAGGAUCAAAUCCAUGAGAUCAUCAAACGGGACCCGCUCUCCGAGAUCCUGGAGCAGGAGAAGAUGCUUCUGUGGCGGAUGCGCUACUACUGUUACACUGUGCCCAAUUCGCUGCCUAAGCUGCUGGAUGCCAGCAAGUGGAACUGCCGUGAUCAUGUUGCGCAGUUGUACCGGCUCCUGAAAAAGUGGAAACGGGUGUCUCCCGAAACUGCACUCGAACUGCUGGACUGCAAAUACGCGGACAUGUUUGUCCGCAAGUAUGCUGUCGAGUGGCUGGACGGCCUUUCGGACGAGCUGCUGUCCCAGUACCUUCUUCAACUCGUGCAGGUGUUGAAGUACGAGCCAUACCUCGAAAAUGACCUCGGCAAGUUUCUCAUCAGGCGUUCCCUGCUUAACUACAACAUUGGCCACUUCUUGUUCUGGCAUUUGAAGUCUGAAAUGCACGACCCUUCAGUAGCUAUCCGGUUUGGCCUGUUGCUUGAAGGUUUCUGUCGAGGUAUUGGCACCCACCUGAAGUCAGUGGUGCGCCAGGUCGGUGCACUGGAGAAGCUCACGCAGCUCACUGACUCACUCAAGGAGAGAAAGGACGACACGCCGAAGGAACGGCUCAAGUUUCUCAUAGAGCAGUUCUCAAAGCCGGACUUCCUGGAAGCAUUGCAGAAUUUUCCAUCACCUCUGAACAACAGCUGCAUCUUGGGUGAUUUGAUUGUAAACGAGUGCAGAAUACUUGACUCUGCCAAGAAACCUCUGUGGUUGCUGUGGAAGAACCCUGACCACCUGGCAGAACAGAUUCUAGACCACCAUGAGAUCAUCUUCAAGAAUGGCGAUGGUGAGUUUUCGACAGAGACCGCGGCAACAGACAUGCUGACGUUGCAAGUCAUUCGCAUCAUGGGACAGCAUUCUGGCAGAAGGAGGGACCUUGACCUGAGGAUGAUGCCAUACGCGUGUUUGUCGACUGGCAAGCAUGUCGGCAUGAUAGAGGUGGUGCGCAACGCCAAGACAGUCAUGAACAUCCAGAAGAAAGGGGGUCGCAUGGCUGCCUUCCAGGUGGACUCGACGCAACUCCACAAGUGGAUCAGGGACAAGAACAAAGGGGAUCGGUACAAGCAGGCAAUUGAGACCUUCACCCUGUCAUGUGCCGGCUACUGUGUGGCCACCUUCAUCCUUGGAAUUGGGGACAGAAACCCUGACAAUAUCAUGGUCAAUGAAGAAGGCCAGAUCUUCCACAUCGACUUUGGCCACUUCCUCGGCCACUUCAAGAAAAAGUUUGGCAUCAACCGUGAGCGCGUGCCCUUUGUGCUGACGGAGGACUUUCUGCACGUCAUCGCAAGGGGCCAGGAGAACCCACGGAAGAGCAAGGAAUUUCAGAGGUGGGCUGCGGCUGCAUUUUCUGACAAUAUUUAG
Molecule: messenger RNA, 2968 nt
Organism: Rhipicephalus sanguineus (brown dog tick)
Lineage: Eukaryota; Metazoa; Arthropoda; Arachnida; Ixodida; Ixodidae
Product: phosphatidylinositol 4,5-bisphosphate 3-kinase catalytic subunit alpha isoform-like
Biological process (GO): phosphatidylinositol 3-kinase/protein kinase B signal transduction; phosphatidylinositol-3-phosphate biosynthetic process; phosphatidylinositol-mediated signaling
Cellular component (GO): cytoplasm; plasma membrane; phosphatidylinositol 3-kinase complex
Molecular function (GO): 1-phosphatidylinositol-3-kinase activity; 1-phosphatidylinositol-4-phosphate 3-kinase activity
Source: RefSeq, a predicted model, not a curated record